This is a messenger RNA of Oncorhynchus kisutch (coho salmon), 6998 nucleotides long. It is a transcript of the gene slc6a4a, whose product is annotated as solute carrier family 6 member 4a. Gene Ontology annotation, cellular component: synapse; plasma membrane; neuron projection. The coding region runs from base 2860 to 4794 and encodes 644 amino acids. Gene Ontology annotation, biological process: sodium ion transmembrane transport; serotonin uptake; amino acid transport. Gene Ontology annotation, molecular function: serotonin:sodium:chloride symporter activity; serotonin binding. The record is from RefSeq and is a predicted model, not a curated record. NCBI's taxonomy places the organism in Eukaryota, Metazoa, Chordata, Actinopteri, Salmoniformes, Salmonidae. The transcript is spliced from 15 exons.
GGUUCAGGGUCACGUCCUAUGUAAGUAGUCCAUCCCAGUCUUUCACCAGGAGACACACACAUCCACCCCACCAGCCCUAGCUGUAUUAUUGAGGCCCAGCGUAAUGCCAUCCCUUCCUCUCUGCUAGCUUCCCUAGGUCAGAGUUCAACCCAGAGCAGCCAGACUAGAGUGAGGUGUGUGAGAGAGAGUUAGGCAGGGGUGUCAGGAAGCAGCGUACCAGUCGCCCGCCCUCUAACCCCCUCUGCCCACCCCCAGCCAUGGUCCAAUCCGGUGAGUUAUCGUCCACUGACAGAAGGGGAAGUGCCAGUUCAGCACAUCAGCAUCCAGGGGAGCAUAAUAUCACAACUAUGACAGGUUCAGUCAGAGUUUAGUGGUGGUGGUCAGACUAGUAUGUUUUGAUGAAUAAGCAGUAGGGGGAACUCAACUCCCAACACAGUUCAGCUCAUGUGGAUAGAGACAGUGAUUACGCACAAGCUCUCCCCUGUGAACUUGCCCCUGCUGCUCCUCGCCGUAUGCCUUGCAUUACUGUGAGCUCUGCCUGGAAUGAGGUGACAGAAGGGCCAGCAGGCUGGAGCUCGGAGGGUGGGGGUCGGGAGGGGUCAGCUCAGUCCCCUGGAAUCCCAGCCGUGUGAGGCGUACCACAGCCACCCGCCACUCCUCUCACCCCACUAUUAAAUCAUUACAGCUCCCAGAGAUCCCCCGAACCGACAAUCGCAGGAACGGCCGGCAAUUGACCCCGACCCCUGAAUUCCAACCCUCUUGAGUGGCCGAACACAGGGGCAGUACAUUUCCCAUGGGGUCAGACGGAAAAGAAGGCGAGUGUGUGUGUGUCCCUUACCGUUGAUCUCAGCGUGUGUAAAAGUCCACCUUCCUGUCCCUCUGUGGUCCACUGGCUUUCUCUCUUGGCUCCUUCAUUUGUGUCACAACCCCUCUCACUUUUCACCAGGUCUCCCCUGUUGGCACAUAAGAGACUUGUUAUUGUCGUAGCUAUGAAUGUCCCAGUGCAGAUUUCUCCUGCAAGUAGGGAGCAGUGGAAGUGGAACACGUGGACGUGAGAACCAUUCAGGUCCGUACUGGUAGCCCUCUCACCUUAGGUUCCUGUUUAUGGAUCAUCUCAAGUCUGAGGAGGAGUGCUGAUCUCCGAUCAGAUUUGCCUUUUAGAUCAUAAUAGAUCAACAUUUAUGGGGGGGGGGGAGCUGAUCCUAGAUCAGCACACCUACUUAGAGGCUUGUAUGACUAAACACAAUAGAGGAGCAACACAGUAAAGCUGUCAGAUCUCUUGUUUCACUAUUUCUUCGGGGAGGUUGAUGUUAAUCUCUCCGUUGAGUUUGUUUGGUAUGUUUAGCAGCGUUAAGAGUUUGGAGGGGAUGGAAUGUUUUUUUUUCACGUAGGCUGCUGGAGAGUCAUGAAAGUCAUGAACAUACACACACAAAGUCAUGAACAUACACACACACACACACUCCGCCACAAACACACUCACUCCAUCAUGAACACACACGCAGAGUUAGUUUCCAUGUGAGGGGCUUUGGGGCCAGCUGGGCCCAGGAUUGAGAUGUAGUAGAGAGGCUGUUAAGGGGCUUUUAGGUGCUGUACCUUUUCCUUGGCAGCACUGAGUAGCAAAUAUGUAGCUUUGUAGUUUAGCCUCCCCCUGUGUUCCCAGAGAGAGAUUCCAAGAAAUUCCACUUCAUCUUUUCAGGGCUUUGUCUGACUGACCUGAUCGUGAUGGGAGUCUGGAUGGUGACUCAUUCAACACUUAAUACACACACAGCCCGCUUAUUCAAGACUCAUAUUAUACCCUCCAAUUCUCCGACUUUCCCUGGCUCUGAUGGACUGGUAGAUGUCCUGACGUCACCACUACCAAGGAUUUAUCUGGGCUCAAAGUCCUUUGUUUCACACCAACUUAAAACCCUCAGAGGAUGGAUUGUUCUGCUUUGUUUAUUUCUCUGCCACGAGUCACUCCAGGUUAAUCGCCAUCUCUCUCACACACACACACAUGUAUGUGUGUGUGUGUGAGAGAGAUGGCGAUUAACCUACCACAGAUUGGAGUGACUCGCACUCGCAGCAGCACCCCCACGCUGGUUAAGAGUGUGUUGUCUUCUGUGUGUGACUAUCUCUCUCUGUGGGCCUCCAGUGACUGGACUUGGAAGUCCCUACCCUAGAGACUUAACCCUGACACACACACACACACACAUGGUGUAUGAUAGUCUAAUGCAGGUGGUUGUAAGAGGAGUCAGGGAUAGCCCCACUGCCUCUCAGCCAGGCUCUUUCUUUCCCUUUCAGAACUAUGCAUCUUGGAUUAAGAGCAAGGGAUCCCUGCACUGGCAAAAGCUGUGUGUGUGCGUGUGUGUGUGCGCGUGUGUGUGUGUGCGCGCGUGUGUGUGCGUGCGUGUGUGUGUGUGUGUCUCUAAUCAAGGCUAAGUAGAAUGUGGCCUUGGGGCAGCCUAGCUUUGUCCAGUGUGUAUCCGUGCCCGGCCUCUCCAGGAUGCUGAGUUGGGACUGGGAGUGAGCUGGACGUCUAUGGACAGCAGAGCUGGUUGCUGGUCACAGCAGCACCCAACUUCACCCCAGGAUCUUCCAGGGAAGCCCAAAUAAAGAGCAAACCAUUCAAGGCAAAAUACACAAUCUGGUACAGGUUGUGUCAACACUGGUGUUUGUCAUAGAAGGCAGUGGAGCCAGUCCAAGUGUCUAACCCUACAGCGGCGCCCCCCCCCCCCCCCCCCCUGGCCCCGGCCACACCUCUCCCUCUCCGUCUCUCUCUAUGAUAUCCCUCAUCCCCCGAUGGGCACCUCAUCACACCGUGCCACAAGUCCACCGUCGUCACUAACAACCACACCACGCCACUAACCACCGGCCAUCACCAUGGAGAUGAAACAGUCAAUGAUGAUGGACAGAGAGAACGAAGGAGGGGAGAAAGAGAAAGGGGAGGAGUCAUCGCAGGAGAACGGCAGACUCAUGCUGGCUGACGGAGGGGUGACAGAGAAGGGGGACCCCAAAGUGAACUCUGGUGGGGGGUCAGGAGGGGUGUCCAACGGGUACCCCACGUCCACAGCACCGAGCCCCAAGGAGGGAGCGGGGGGUGUACCCGCAGGGGCCCUCAGGACUCUGGUGGUCCAGCAGACCAGUCUGGACCAGCCCCGGGAGACCUGGAGCAAGAAGAUGGACUUUCUGUUGUCUGUGAUUGGCUACGCCGUGGACCUGGGAAAUGUGUGGCGCUUCCCCUACAUCUGCUACCAAAACGGCGGAGGUGCCUUCCUGCUGCCCUACAUGUUGAUGGCGGUAUUCGGUGGCGUGCCUCUGUUCUACAUGGAGCUGGCUCUGGGGCAGUUCCACCGCAGCGGCUGCAUCUCCAUCUGGAAACACAUCUGCCCCAUCUUCAAGGGUAUCGGCUUCGCCAUCUGCAUCAUAGCGCUGUACAUUGCGUUCUACUACAACACCAUCAUGGCGUGGGCCCUGUACUACCUGCUGGCGUCGUUCCGGCCCACCCUGCCCUGGACCACGUGCUCCAACCCCUGGAACACGGUCAACUGUCUCCGCUACCUGUCCACCGACAGCAACGUCACCUGGACCAACACGUCCACCUCGCCCGCCGAGGAGUUCUAUACGCGUCAGGUACUGCAAGUACACCUGUCUCCAGGUCUGCACCAGCUUGGCAGUGUGAGUUGGCAGCUGGCUCUCUGCCUCCUGUUCAUCUUCACCAUCGUCUACUUCAGCAUCUGGAAGGGAGUCAAGACCUCUGGCAAGGUGGUGUGGGUGACAGCCACCUUCCCCUACCUUGUCCUGCUGGUGCUGCUCGUUCGUGGGGCCACUCUGCCCGGAGCCUGGAGGGGCGUGGUCUUCUACCUCAAACCUGAUUGGGGGAAACUACUCAGCACCACAGUAUGGAUUGAUGCUGCAGCUCAGAUCUUCUUCUCUCUGGGGCCAGGUUUCGGGGUUCUCCUGGCCUUUGCCAGCUACAACCCCUUUCACAACAACUGUUACAAGGAUGCGUUGCUGACCAGCUCUGUGAACUGCCUGACCAGUUUCCUCUCUGGGUUUGUCAUCUUUACCGUGCUUGGCUACAUGGCUGAGAUGCGCAAAAUAGGCGUGGAGACCGUAGCCAAGGAUGCUGGUCCCAGUCUGCUGUUCAUCAUCUAUGCUGAAGCCAUCGCCAACAUGCCCGCUGCCACCUUCUUCGCCAUUAUCUUCUUCCUCAUGAUCAUCAUGCUGGGGCUGGACAGCACGUUUGCCGGUCUGGAGGGGGUGAUCACAGCCAUGCUGGAUGAGUUCCCCCAGUUGUUGUCUAGGAGGAGGGAGUGGUUUGUCCUGGGCCUGGUGUGUGUCUGCUACCUGGGAGCGCUCUCCACCCUCACCUACGGAGGUGCGUUUGUGGUGAAACUGUUUGAGGAGUACGCCACGGGACCUGCUGUCAUUACUGUGGUCUUCCUAGAAGUCAUCGCCGUUUCCUGGUUCUACGGCACGAGUCGUUUCUGUGCUGAUGUCCAUAUGAUGCUGGGCUUCUCUCCUGGAUUGUUCUGGAGGGUGUGCUGGGUGGCCAUCUGCCCAAUAUUCCUACUGUUCAUCAUUGUCAGUUUCCUGGCGUUCCCCCCGGAGGUCAAGUUGUUUGACUACGUCUACCCACCUUGGACAACAGUUCUGGGCUACUGCAUCGGAGUGUCCUCCUUCAUCUGUGUACCAGCCUACAUGGUGUACCACCUGCUCACUGCCAAAGGGACCUUUAAACAGCGUCUCCUGAAGGGCAUCACCCCUGUACCCAGUGGGCCUCACAGUGACAUUAUCAUCACCCACGCCGUCUGACCCAGUGGUCUGACCAGGCCCGGUGGACUACACCCCCCUCUGCUGGACAUAGAGCACAACUGCAGGAUGGGGAGGGUUCGUCCCAUCCCCCGCUUCUCCUCCAGAACACCCACAGCAGACUUCAGCACUAAGGCACCCCGUCCAUCCCACUGACCCCAGGGGUGAGGUGGAGUGCCGGGCCACACUGUCUGCAGCAUCCCACCCCUCCUCCCGUCAUCUCCCUCCUGGCUCAUUCUGUUAGCUAAACCAUUAGCAGCUAAUGGCGUCACUGUUUUCAUGCUGGCCCACGCUGGUCAGAGCAUUUCAACCACCCGACAGAGGGUUUUAGAUGCCACAGCACAAUGACAUGUGUACUGUUACAAUUGGAAUCCAUCCAUUCAGUAUGAUUCAUAAACAUACACACGCACUCUUCCUUGUCUCUGUUCUGUCAGGUCCACUUUUAUAUCACAAACAAACGUCUCAUUUGACCUUCGAUCCUUGUUUCAUGAGUUCUGCUUUCAGAUAUUUAGCCGGACAUUGAUUGCAAAAUCCAGGAAUCUUUUUACAUGUCUAAAUGAAGCCAAAUGUUCCAUCGGUAUUUCUACAGGUAUUUCCAGAUGUGAGCUGUUGUCAUGUUUUAGAAUGACUUGGUGGGAGCUUGUCAGUGUUUCUGAAUGGGAAUGGGAUGGCUGAACCUAUGAAGGGCCUUGAUGUGUGUCAGAGCGUCUCCACACGGUGAAGCGCUGUAUGUUGGUGUAGUAUGACGCACUGCAGUACUGAUUAUGCUCUGUAAGCAUAUCCAGGUUGUUGGGGAACAUAGAGACAAGUUCAGAAGAGAACACAGGGAUUUGUCCAGUCGUAUGUGGGGGGAUUCUUGAGUUGCAGUAUGGAAGGCUCUGGUUUGUGUGUGUGUUGGCAUGUUGAGUGUGUGUGUGUGUGUGUGUGUGUGUGUGUGUGUGUGUGUGUGUGUGUGUGUGUGUGUGUGUGUGUGUGUCAGAAAAAAUUGGAAGGAACGUGGGGAGAAGCUACCCUGUGCAGAUUAGAAGGAGUCAUGGGUUAUAUUAUUGCAAUAUACAUAUAUAUAUUUAUUUUAAAUAGUUAUUAUUGCUGUCAAAUCUAUGUAUGCUUUCAUGUAAUUUACCAAAAACUGACAUGCUGAUUUCAUCUCUUAAUAUGUAAAACACCAUUUACAUGUGAAUUACUUAUAGUGGGAACCAAAUAUCGAUCACAACUAUUUUCAUCUCCAUCGCUCAGUCCUCAAGGUUGCGUCUGAAACAGGUAUCCGUCUUUACUCUCUACCAAAUCAUCUGUUGUGUGUUGGACUGGGAGUAAAAAUAUGGCAUGUACGUGUGUAUUCGUCUUGGUAUCGGUGUAUGUCUCUUUGUUCUGUGAAUACCUGUCUACUCUCUUGGAUGCAUUACUGUAUGUUUGUGCGUGCCUCAGACCUGGGUUCAAAUACUAUAGGGAAUCUUUCAAAUACUUUGUGUUUUCUUUAGCCUGCCUAGGGCCAGAUGGGCGGGGUUUGUUUUAGCCUGCCUAGGGCCAGAUGGGCGGGGUUUGUUUUAGCCUGCCUAGGGCCAGAUGGGCGGGGUUUGUUUUAGCCUGCCUAGGGCCAGAUGGGCGGGGUUUGUUUUAGCCUGCCUAGGGCCAGAUGGGCGGGGUUUGUUUUAGCCUGCCUAGGGCCAGAUGGGCGGGGUUUGUUUUAGCCUGCCUAGUGCCAGAUGGGCGGGGUUUGUUUUAGCCUGCCUAGUGCCAGAUGGGCGGGGUUUGUUUUAGCCUGCCUAGUGCCAGAUGGGCGGGGUUUGCAGGUUUGCGACUGUUCUAUUUGUUCCAUUGAACCAGGCAAUCAAAUCUGAAGUAUUUGAAAGGAUUUCAAAUAGUAUUUUAACUCAGGAUUGGUGUACGUGUGAACGUGCAUACAUGAGUGUGUGCGUGUGUACAUUAUGAAUGGAAGUAGCAGUGUCGGACUUUGUGAGUGUGUGCAUGCCAAUGUGUGUAACCUGUGCUUCAACUUGUGUCUGUGAAGUGACCUUCUCUCGUCUUGUACUUCGCCAAAAUAUCCAAUGAAGAUGAUGUUAACAUCCCUCCCUUGUACCUCUCGAGCCUACAUAAUGUAUGAUAUAUGUGCGUCUGUAAAAGAUUGUAUUGAGAAAUAAACCUGUAUAGAAGAAAGAUAUAAAUAUAUAUGAAUUAAUAGAUAAAUAAAGUUAAGAUGUAAAUGAGUA